This is a messenger RNA of Penicillium angulare, 1074 nucleotides long. RefSeq lists its product as uncharacterized. The transcript is spliced from 5 exons. The record is from RefSeq and is a predicted model, not a curated record. Bases 1 to 1074 code for a protein of 357 amino acids. Lineage: Eukaryota; Fungi; Ascomycota; Eurotiomycetes; Eurotiales; Aspergillaceae.
AUGACGGUUUCGGCACCUAAGGAUGUCGUCCACACCGUCAAUACGGUCACACAGAUCCUAUGUAUUCCCAUAGUCACGGCAUUCGUGGCCUUGCGGUUCUAUACUCGAAUUCGAUUUAAGCAAGGCUUGGGAGUUGAAGAUUAUGCUUGCACCGUGGCUUGGGCCUUAUUUAUGGGAUACUGCGGAAUCAGUCUCGUCAUUGGCAAACAUGGAGGAGGCUACAACUGGGACGAUGUCUCAGGCCCAGAUCAAGUCCUCUUCAAAAAGUUCUGCUACAUCGCUACUAUCCUUUACUGCCCGAUGGCCCUCUUCGUGAAAAUCGCUCUCUUAUCUAUCCUCACUCGAAUCUUCGCUCCCUACCGCGGAAAAGUAUGGUUCAUCUACAUCUUCCUCGGCUGCCUCUGCACAUACUACACCGUCGCCUUGAUCGUAAAGAUCCGCAUGUGUUACCCGAUUCCCCAGUACUGGCUCGGAGACAUCCCAGGCGCUACCUGUCUCGAUCAGACUGCAGCACUGAUCGCCGACUCCGUCAUCAGUGUCGUGAGCGAUAUUAUUAUUCUCGUUCUUCCUCUGCCAUUGACAUGGUCUUUACAAAUGUCUCGCAACCGCAAGCUUCGUGUGAUCGGACUUCUCAGUGCAGGUGGUUUGGCUACCGGAUUCAGUCUGUACAGACUUGUCUUGGUUCUAAAAGAAGGAAACUCUACGAACCAGACUAUCGUUUUCAUGGAUGUCAUUUUGUCUGGUAAUGCCGAGGGUGGCGUCGGUUUAAUCUGUGCCUGUCUGCCUGUUCUCAAUGUGCUUAUCGCCCACUACAGGAAGGAGUAUUCUUCCCAGAAAUACUACAACCAGAACUCGGAAGUCCCACUGGGAGACAGGAAGCCGACCAACAACUCCAAGGGCGGUGCAUGGGACAAAUCACCACACUUCGGUGAUCAGAGUCAUUUGAUUUCAUACGCUGGUGCCCCUGAGGAGACCGGUUCUGAAGUAUUCAAUGAAUACGGAAUUAAAAAGACUAUUGCUGUGGAGCAGACCGUUGAGAGUCGGAGCGUUGAUAGCGACAGCCACAGCCGAUGA